Messenger RNA from Panicum virgatum (switchgrass), 429 nucleotides. Its product is annotated as basic proline-rich protein-like. Bases 1 to 429 code for a protein of 142 amino acids. The record is from RefSeq and is a predicted model, not a curated record. The transcript has a single exon. Lineage: Eukaryota; Viridiplantae; Streptophyta; Magnoliopsida; Poales; Poaceae.
AUGCCGGCUCCCCACCCCGGCAGCGGCGUCCCCGGGACCCGGCUCGUCCCCGGCGCGCGCGGCCGGCUGGACCCCGCCCCCGACGCCGUCUACCGGCCCCCCGACGCUGCCUCUGCACCUCGGGCGCCGCCUCCCCGCCCCCGGAGGCCGCGCCCGCGGCCCGGCUCACGGCUCCCGACGCCGGCUCCCCGCCCCGGCAGCGGUGUCCCCGGGGCCCGGCUCAUCCCGGGCGCCCGCGGCCGGCUGGACCCCGCCCCCGACGCCGUCUACCGGCCCCGGCGCUGCCUUCGCUCCUCGGGCGCCGCCCGCGCCGCUUCCCCGCCCCCGGAGGCCGCGCCCGCAGCCCGGCUCAUGGCUCCUGACGCCGGCUCCCCGCCCCGGCAGCAGCGUCCCCGGGGCCCGGCUCUUCCCCGGCGCAUUGUUAGCUGA